UGGUCGUCAAAACAAACACUUGUCAUUUCAUAUGACGUUUAGAAGUCAUACAAAUUUUAGUCUCAAUUUUUUUCUUUUCGUGAAUUAGUAUCCACCUGACGAAAAUUUAUGUGAAUUAUGGCUUGCUUAGUGUCCCGAUUAAAAGAUUUAAUACAAGAAUAUGAACACGGCAAUGGAAACUGCAAUGAAGAGAAAAACUUCCAAACGAAGCCGCUCCAGAGAUGUUGUUACCUGUUUUGUCCCCCUCCAAUUUUGGUUCCCACAGCUCCACAACCUGUUAGGCCUUUGCAAUGGCCCCUGCCAAAACGAACAAUAUCAGAACCAAAAAUGUCUACCGAAGAAGCCGAACGCAUCAGAUACGCAAAUUUCUAUAACAACUACAAUAUCGAUUGGCACUCCGACAGUGCACGUGAUAAGCAGCCAUCGCCCGAUCCACGAACCGACAAGUGGAGAGGGGUAACGACAGACGGAAAGAGCCCUCGGUGUUCCGACAGUGAAAACCUGAAAAAAGUCGAAGAAGACAAGGGCUGCCCUACAGGUUUCAAGCUAUGCUCCAUGAAGGUAACACCGUUCUCCAACUGUCAUCCUUGUGGGGCGUGGUGCGCCGAAAUCGAACCUUGUCCCAAGAAGCCAAAGAAAAAAACGGGUGCGUAUGUUGCCGGGGCUUGCAAGCGGCCCUGCUGCAAGCACUGGAAACCCAAGGAUGGUGACUGCGAAUAUACGGACCCCUGCAAAGCCCACUGUUUUAAUCACAAGCAAUAA
Cylas formicarius (sweet potato weevil) is the source of this 762-nucleotide messenger RNA. RefSeq lists its product as uncharacterized. Lineage: Eukaryota; Metazoa; Arthropoda; Insecta; Coleoptera; Brentidae. The coding region runs from base 118 to 762 and encodes 214 amino acids. The record is from RefSeq and is a predicted model, not a curated record. The transcript is spliced from 4 exons.